Siniperca chuatsi (mandarin fish) is the source of this 6160-nucleotide messenger RNA. RefSeq names its product KIT proto-oncogene, receptor tyrosine kinase b (gene kitb). The record is from RefSeq and is a predicted model, not a curated record. Gene Ontology annotation, biological process: multicellular organism development; protein phosphorylation; Kit signaling pathway. Lineage: Eukaryota; Metazoa; Chordata; Actinopteri; Centrarchiformes; Sinipercidae. Gene Ontology annotation, molecular function: cytokine binding; transmembrane receptor protein tyrosine kinase activity; ATP binding. Gene Ontology annotation, cellular component: signaling receptor complex. Bases 350 to 3271 code for a protein of 973 amino acids. The transcript is spliced from 22 exons.
AGUGACUGUGUAAGAAACGGUGAAGACGGCUUGGAAAGAUCCGUGUUUUAUUCCGGUAAUAAUCGACUCAUCACCUUGGCCAGUCUCCAGCCAAUGCGGGACAGAAAGGAGUGGCAGGGAUCCAGAGCAGGGAGGAGAGGCGCAGCACUGUGUCUUUAAGCCCCAGUGAAGUCCAUCAGGGGGAGUCGCAGCCUGCCGGAUCAUUGUGUUUGUGCGCUCAUUACGGUGGAGGGAGCUGUAGUGUGUUAUUGCGGUGGAUGGGAUCUGGUGGGUUUUUUUAAGCACAGGAUGGUUAUUCCUGCACUUGAAACGCAUGGAGUAGCCUAAACGGCUCGAAAACCGCCUGAUCAUGAGAUGCCAGUGGGUUGUUUUUGCCUCACAUUUUAUUUUGCUGCCACUAACAGUGUGGUGCGAGCCAAUCAUCUCCCCCAGCGGGCCUCACAUAGUAGUUCCCAUAAGGGAGAAGCUGGAGCUACGUUGCCAUGACAAUGCCACGAUGUCUGGCGCUCCGUCCAGGUUGAGGUGGCAGAGGGAGAGGGCUCGCAGGCUGGAGGGAGAGGUGGAGGAGGGCGGAGUGGCUUAUGUCAAGGUGUCAGCAGCGCAGGUCUACCACAUGGGUCGUUACAUGUGUGUCAACAACAGCACCCUCAAACACAGCUCCAUCUAUGUAUAUGUGAAAGACCCCCAGAAUGCCUUUCAGCGCACCAUGGUGAACGUGAUCCUGGUGCGUGCAGGUGGGAACUGCACCAUCCCCUGUCUUGUGACCGACCCCGAGGUCACCCUCCUGGCUUUGGAUACCUGUGAUGGACGACCUUUGCCCUCUGGUAUGAGUUACCACAGCAACCUCCAGCGAGGCGUCAUCAUCAGCAAUGUGAGAAAGGAAUAUGAGGGCUGUUACGUAUGUGUGGGACAGCUUGGUGGAGUCAAAGUGGCGUCGAACCAAUACACUGUGGAUGUACGACUUGUGCCAGAGGUGCCUCCAGUGGUCACACUUUCCCAGAAAGACACAGUUAUUCUGAGGAAAGGAGAGCAGUUUGAGAUUACCUGCAGCUCCACCAACAUCAACCCGGACUUCAGUCUCAAGUGGAAUUUCCCUUCAACAGCGCAUCCUGAUGAAUCACACACCUCACACAUCCUGUCCGGUUCUCGUGGUUAUCAACGUACCACCUCACUCUUGAUCACUGCUGUCAACCAAUCAGACUCGGGAACUUACCGCUGCCACGCCCACAACGAGAGAGGCAUCACUGCCACAGCGCUGAAGCUGGAUGUCCGUGAACAGGGGUUCAUCACCAUGUUAGGAAGCCCGGGUCCAGUCCAGGCUGAUGUUAAAGAGGGGGAGAGUCUGAGUCUCAGAGUAGAAUUUGAUGCCUAUCCUUCACCCAGCACCCUGUCCUGGUCUUAUAACGGCAAACAGCUCCUCAACACCACAGAGCAUGUUAUCACUAUCCACCGCCGCAAAUACAGGUAUAUCAGCGAGCUCAGACUAGUGAGGGUUCUCGGCUCAGAGGGUGGCAUCUAUAAGUUCUCAGCCAGUCAUGAGGACGCAUCUGUCGAGCAUUCGUUCCACGUGUACGUCAACAGUAAGCCAGUUAUCAUCGCACAAGAAGGGCCUGUUGAUGGACAGGUGCGGUGCAUUGCUGCUGGUUACCCAGUCCCUAAAAUCAGCUGGUACUUCUGUGAGCUACCCCACACGAGGUGCUCACACCUGCCCAAUGCCACCCAAUGGGAGACUCAGGAAGUUGCCAUGGUGACAGAGUCAAUCUACGGUAGGAGUGAGGUGGAGAGUCGACUGAACGUGAGCAAGGAGCAUGCACACUUUCACACCCUGGAGUGUGUGGCGAGUACGGAGGGGGAAGAGGCCUACACACUGUUCUCCAUCAGUGAACGCCUCGUCCCCCAUAAACUCUUCACUCCUCUUCUAACCGGCAUGGUGGCCACUGGCGUCUUACUCAGCCUCAUUCUAGUGGUGCUGCUCUGUAAAUACAUGCAGAAACCAAAGUUCCAAAUCCAGUGGAAGGUCAUUGAGAGUAUCCAUGGCAACAACUACAUUUAUAUUGACCCCACCCAGCUGCCAUAUGACUCCAAAUGGGAGUUUCCUCGACAGAAACUACGCUUCGGUAAAACCCUGGGCUCUGGGGCUUUUGGAAAGGUAGUGAGGGCCACAGCAUAUGGACUCUGCUCUGCAGAUACUGUUACAACAGUCGCUGUUAAGAUGCUUAAACCCAAUGCUCAUUCUACGGAGAAGGAGGCGCUGAUGUCAGAGCUGAAGGUUCUCAGUUACCUUGGAAACCACGUGAACAUUGUUAACCUGCUGGGGGCCUGCACUGUCGGAGGCCCAAUUUUAGUGAUCACAGAGUACUGUUGCUAUGGCGACCUCCUCAACUUCCUGCGCAGAAAAAGAGAGUGCUUCCUAAACUCCCAAGUUGGUGAUGGUUACUAUCGCAACGUCUCGAACCAAACAGAUCCUACGAGCAGCGAGGUGACUGGUACAGGAUAUAUGCCCAUGCGUCCCUCUGAGAAAGAAAGGUCUUCCCAGUCAGAUGACAUAGAUGAGCUGUCUCUGGACGCUGAAGAUCUUCUUAGCUUUUCCUACCAGGUGGCCAAAGGAAUGGAGUACAUUACUUCCAAGAAUUGUAUCCACAGAGAUCUUGCAGCCAGAAACAUUCUGCUGACUCACGGCAGGGUGGCAAAGAUCUGUGACUUUGGGUUGGCACGAGACAUCACCACUGACGCCAGCUAUGUGCUCCGGGGCAAUGCUCGUCUGCCUGUAAAGUGGAUGUCUCCCGAGAGCAUUUUCGAUUGUGUGUACACCUUUGAGAGUGACGUGUGGUCCUACGGCAUCCUGCUCUGGGAAAUCUUCUCUCUGGGUAACAGCCCAUACCCUGGGAUGCAGGUGGGCUCAGUAUUUUAUAGGAUGAUUCAAGAGGGCCACAGGAUGAGCAGACCUGAGUUUGCUCCCGUUGAGAUGUACGACAUGAUGUUGUCUUGUUGGAACCAUGAUCCUUUGAAAAGGCCUUCCUUCAGAAAACUGGUGGAGAGAAGUGAGCUACUGCUGUCAGAAAAUACCAAAAAUCUCUCUACUGCAAAAAAAAUUAAAGAAGUUGGAUGCCAGAACGUCUCACUUAAUGUGUACCUGAAACUGAGCAACGCUCCAGGUCAUCCAGAACAGCAGAGGGCGCCAUCACGGAGGCUGAGCUCAGUCUGCAGCACGACAGCACCCACCCAGCCUUUACUGCAAAGCACGGCUGAUGUCUUCCUGGACUAUGUCUGACACACACAUAUAUAUGCACAUACACACUGCUAUGAACCCCCCGUUAUCAUCCUCUCCUUUUACCACACAAACUACAAGACCCAAAUACACUCUGUAAGCUACUAAAAACACAUUCACUCACACUAACUCUCACAUGCUGGCCUUCCUUUAUCACACACACACACACACACACACACACACACACAUAGAUACUGUAUAUAUACAUGACCCUGCACUAGGCUUUCAGUAAUGGCCUCUAUCUUAUCUCCUCAUUGGCAUAUUGAUCUCUGUGGUAGGUAUUUCAGGUGCACGUCUAUAUAAAGCAGACUCCAGCAGUAAUCGCCCAUCAGCUACAGCAUCACAUUCAGCCUUAGAUUACAUUUUAAGAUGCUUUGAGGAAAACAGAGACUGCAAGUACAAGUAAAUACCUGACCUUUGACCAAGGAACAGAUAAGCAGUGUUGUUGCUCUGAUGAGUGGACUGCAACAGGUUUUUGUGUCAGAUUAGCCUCCCUUUUUAUAGGAAUAUUUCGACAUUUUGGGAAAUACACUUAUACUGCUUUCUUGCCAAGCGUUUGAUGAGAAGAUUGAUACCACUCUGGUAACUGUGCAUUAAGUAUGGAGGUGAAGCCAACACCCAUUUAGCUUAGCUAAAGACUAGAAACAGGGGAAAUAGCUACCCUCUGUCCAACAGUGACAAAAUCCACCUACCAGCACCUCUAAAGCUCACUUAUUAACACAUUAUAUCUUGUUAGUUUAAUCUGUACAAAAAAUGACAAUUUGUGGUUUUAAUGGGGAGUUAUGAGUGUGACUAUUUCUUGGCCAGGAGCAGUGACUUCCAGGAGUCUCUGCUGGUUGCCUGAACUGAACUUAUUUUGCAUAUUUUUCUUUCUCUUGAGAAUUAAUACAAGUGUUAUUGUGUUGGUGUUUUGAUUAAUAGAACUUGAGUUGGUAUUACAAAUGUUUUUUUCCCCUUCAAAUUUGCUUAAAAAUGAGAGAAAAUAUAGUGCAUGCAUCCAAUGUGCUGAUGCAUUCUUAUUUAACUUAACUUGAUAAGUUUUGUCAGGACAAUACCUGGCUGGCUCCGCAGAAUAAAAACAACCCCACGUAAAACCACAACAUGUUGUUUUUACACUUCGGUUGUUGUACAGAUUAAAUAAACAAUAUUUUAUGUGUUAAUUAUUGAGCUUUAUAGGUCCUGGUAGGCACAUUUUUGUUACCUUUAGACAAAGCCAGGCUAGCUGUUUCCCCGUUUCCAGUCUUUAUGUUAAGCUAAGCUAACUGGCUGCUGGCUUCAGCUUCAUAUUGAAUGGAUGAAUAUGAGAGUGAUAUCAGUCUUCUCAUCUAACUCUGACUCUGCAAGAAAGCAAAUAAGAGUCAUAAGAUUAGUACUAGAGGUUGUCAGCAAGCCUAACUUAAAACUGGUUUUAAUAGAAACCAGGGGUGCAUUAUGAAUGCAAGUUCGCCAUAGCCUGGCUUUCUUUGUGUUAGCUGGCUCGACAAAACUUAAAACUCCAAACAGAUAAUGGGUAUCGUGACGGUGGUUAUCAAAUUUCUCUGUUAACCCAGGUUUUCUUCACCAGGCUCUGUGCACAUUCCCAUAAAAGGAGGUGUUUGGCGCGUCAUUUGAGUCUUCUUCCACACAAAAUGGACCGAUUACGUGCCGCCUACCUCUGUCAAGAGGAACAGGAGAGCUAUGAAGAAUAUAAAAAAUAUUACGGCAAAAGCAACACUGUUGCUGCAUAUAAGGCAAGAGAAGAGAAUGCUGGCAGAAGAUGGUUAAUCAUGUAAAUUCGUAUGUUAAUAUAUUUAUUUUACUGCACAUUAGAGCUCUUAUCCUUUAAACUUGAUACAUUUAAACAUGAUACUCAAGAAGUGCAUUUAGGUCUGACACUGGCCUAUAAUGACGGAUACGUGGAAGUCACUUUAAUUUUUGGCCAAAUCAAAGUGAAAUUAAUUUUAUUGAUCGAAUAUACUCUUUGAUAAAUACCAAUUGACUAAUCAAUUUUCUAAUCUGUGUUCUAUUAGCUACAAUACCAGCAGUGUAAAACGUACUUGGCAGAAAAUCAGGACCAAGCAUAAAAACAUGCAUUUUCUGCAUCACCAACUGAAUGCAUGUACUGUAGGUUCCCGUGGCAAUGCGACACAUACAGUUUGUGCUACUAUAACUGCACGGCUUCGUUCAGUGGCAUUAUUAACAUACGGCUCAACAGGUUUGAGAAUCUAUAUCGCUCAUAGAGAAUAUUGUUGGGAAAAGAAUUAGUGAAAAGGUGGCACCCGAUUUAAAUCCGAAACUAUGAACCUCCUCCGGUGCAGGUUAGGUGUGCAGAAUAAGUUACCAUGGUGAUCUAGCCAGAGUUAAAAGAGAGCACCUUUGUGACAUUGAGAAAUCUGGCUUUAGGCUCAACAUACCUCGCUAACCCAUUAAUCUCGCUUUGUAGUACACCCCUCUGAAGUCUCUUUUACGACAAUAACAAAUAAGCCAUAGCAAGGUGGCAUGCAAGCGAUAACUCCUAAAAAAAAAUAAAGCCAUAAGUUAAAGAAACACAGAUUCCCACCUGUGCGUUGUAGAUUUGAAUACUGUGACUAAUAAAAGACAGACUGGUGUAUUGCUGUAGGUAUUUUAGGGUUAGCUUUAGUUUAGUCUCUUUAGCAAAGCCACUGUGGCCAGGUGUUUAUGACAGAUUGUGUGCUCUUUUUACUUGAUUUAUGUCAAACAUGUAUGCAAUGUAAAUACAAUAGAGAUGUGCCUUUAGAUUUUUUUUAACAUACUGAAUGCAUUUGGUUGUGACAUUGUGCCGAGAGGGCAGACAGAAGAGAGCUUCUGUAUGCUGGUUUUGAGGAUCAUGCAGUUUUGAUACAGUUGGUUGACUUGUAAUAAUAAAGAAAGUACCUGUGAUGGUAGAACCAA